Messenger RNA from Plutella xylostella (diamondback moth), 3728 nucleotides. Its product is annotated as epoxide hydrolase 2. The record is from RefSeq and is a predicted model, not a curated record. NCBI's taxonomy places the organism in Eukaryota, Metazoa, Arthropoda, Insecta, Lepidoptera, Plutellidae.
CAGCUGCUCAACACAACAACACACGUUUUUUCGUUUCGUUGGCUUCAAACUAUUAUUUUCAACGAUAAGAAAUUGAUAACAAAAUAAAUGUAGUGUCUAAAGAUCACUUUAGUAAAGACCUUUCAGUUUAUCAGUAGUUCGUGUCGUGAUUGGUGGCCGGUCGUGGUGUGAUUUUAGUUUUUAUAUUUACACAAUGAGUGCGAAAAGAAAUCGAAAAUCUUUGCAAGUAGUUUCGGGAUGGGAGGCGGUAGAAUUAAUAAUUCAGUGUGCAUUUUACGGGUUCUGGCAGCUACUGAGGGUGUCGUUCAAACGGCUGUGGAAGGGACAUCGCAGAAAGUACAAGAAGAACGGGUCAACUGUGGAACUUACAGUCGACUCGUCCGUCGGUACUCACUGCUAUAUCAAAAUCAUGGGAGUCAAAUACCACUAUGUAGAAGCUGGUCCCAAGUACGGAGACCCAAUCAUAGUCCUCGGCGAUGCUCCUGACCCAGGGUUGCUGAAGUCAUCAGACUGGGCAACCAUUGUGAAGUGCCUGACGGAUGCGGGUCACCGAGUGAUCACCGUGGACCUCCGCGGGACAGGGGGCAGUGAGAGUGGGGGGCGAGCUGACUUCUCCCCCCCGAGGGUUGUGGAGGAGUUGGUAGGGAUGCUAGAGGCACUUGGUGUCUCAGAGCACCGGCCGGCAGUUGUAAUUGGCCAUGGCAUUGGGGGCAUGCUGACUUGGUACCUAGUCCACGCUCGCGGCGCGCUGGUCAGCAAGUUCGUGGCAGUGGACGCUCCGCACCCGAGCCUCUACUGGCAGUACCCGCCGGCGCCCUUCUGUCAGAAGUCACUGCACUUUAUACAGUGGCCCUACCUGCCUGAGCAGUGGCUAGCGGAGAAGGAAGGCGGCUCAGACUCGGACGAGCCGCGCUGGGCGAACUCAAGGGCUUGCGAUUGGACCGGAGCCCUCAACUAUGUUCGAGGAGCAGCCUGGUGGCGCAUCCCGCCCUCCACCCGCGCGGCGCCGCCCGCCCUACUAGUCGGGCGCGGCGGCGAGGCGGGCGGCGCGGCGCAGCUAGUAGCCAGUGCAGAGAGGUGUGCUGCCGCGACCCUGAGGGUAGUGACAGCUGGACAGAGCCUGCCUGCUGUGCUGUUGCCGUUCUUACUGGAUAAAGACAAGAGCGUGGAAGACUGCGAGCGGCGCGGGCUCAUGGGCCGCAUGCUGGGCGCCGUGGCCGAGAAAGGACGCGGGCUGUCGGCGCGCCUGCCGACUAGGCUGCAGCUACCCAUCACUGCUUAGAGGAGAGAGUGAGAGAGAGAUAGUAGUAGCUAAGAGGAGAGUGUGAGAGAGAUAGUAGUAGCUUAGAGAAGAGUUUGUGGGUAGUCACUAUCACGGUUUAGAGGAGUGUGUGUAUCAAUGUGUAGAGAGUGUGGGUAGAAGGGCAUGUUUCAUAAUGGAUGGACGUUGUGGAUAGGCUGUUUUGAAAAGGGCCAUACCUUAACCUUAGACACUUGCUAAAUACUGUCAAAAGGCUUUCAAACGCCUAACAAAUAAAGGAAGAUUUAGACAGGGUCUGUGACUGGCGCCGAAAUCGAAACAAGUCAGCGCCGACCCAAAAAAAUCAUGUUAAUUGAUUUCCUCAUCACGACUGUCAGAUACCUUGUAGAAAUCUACACAAGUUUUAUCUCCAUAAUAUUUCAAUGUAUCCGCUAUCCGGCAAUUUAUCCAGCCAUUGUGAAAAAGGUACUAAGCAUUAUCCUGUAAGGAUAGUUUAUUUGGUGUGGGUGUUGGAAAGAACACCAGUGUACAAUGUAGCGAAUAGUGAGGGAGGUAAGCUUUAUAGAGCCUAAACUAAAGCUAAGAUAUAUGAUCUACUUUGCAAGACAAAGUAAAGCAGCAUAUCUUUUUAAAUUAUGAUAAAUAUUUUUUAGUAACAAAGGUUCCAGAAAGAUUUAGUUUAAGCCAAACUAGGGUUAAGAAGCUGUGAAUAUUUUUAAAUAUAUUGCUACAAUUUACAAGACUGAUACCCCAAUCAGAUUUGUUUCCUAUAAUUUACAAUCUCAAUAAGUUAAAAAUGUAGCUAGAAGUAAAUGUUGAAGAUUUUAUUUUGAAAUUUAAUUUAAUUUUGUUAAGUUUUAUCGAUGUAAGCGAGUGAAUUAUACCAAAAUGUAAUUUAAUCUAUUUUCUAUUUAUGAGUUUAAAUAAAGAUAAUAUUUUAUAUGCUGUACUUAUCGAGUUUUUCAAUGAAACACAAAAAAUAUUCUUGCAAAUGCCGCUUUUAAUAUGCAAUAUGCUCACAAAAGCUAACCGGAUAUAAAUUUUCACUAUGAACCAUACAUAAUAUUAAUAAUAUAUUCACAAAUCUUUUUCUGUAAUAUGUACUUCGAAACUUCAAUUUACAUUUUAACCUUCUGUACAAUUUUGCAUGCAACCUAUAAUUCAUACUUUAUCAAUACAAAGUGCAUCCUUCUCAGUUUAGUAAAACAAUUUAUUUUAAUCUAUAAUCUACUGUAAUUUUGAAAUUAUUAUACUAAAGUUUUGUUUGUUCUUUCAGAAAUGGAAUCAGAGUAAAAUGCACUUUAGGUUGAACCUUGACCUCAGAUAGGUAUCUGUAUAAAUUUGCUUAUCUUGGUAUCAUUCUACAUAUUUAUAUAGAAAUGUUAUAAAUAUAAGCAAACUUAUAGAUAGCAUCAAAAGCGGCCAAAAGUCACAACACAACUAAAUACAUCGAAAAAAUACCUAAAACGUUAUCUACUCUUUAAAACAUGGUAUAAAAUUGAACUUUCAUACAACUACGUAGAAUUUAAAUAUAUUUUAAUAUACAAAUAGUCAUGUUAAAAAGGCUAAAAUCACUCUAAGUCUAUGUAUUUAUACAAUGCCAGUAGAGGCCUAACAAAAUUUGCUUAACCAGAUAAGUAGGCACACAAGUUUAAUACAUUUAAAGUUUAAAAGGUUUUCAAUGAAUGACAUUAAUACUUAAAUAAGUUAUAUUAGAGAAGACUAGGUCAGUGGGUUAGAAUCAGUCGAUUUUGAUACAAAAUGUUAGUUUUAAGUUUAAAACAAAAUGCUAUUAGUUUGGUAAACCAUUUUACAUGUUACUAAAAUUAACUUGGCUCCAACUUAGAUAUUUUCAAAAUUACAAAUAUGAAACUUGAAAAGGGUGGUAGACGUAAGUCAUUGUAAAGUUUGCCAUUAUGCUAUGGUAUGUCAAAAAUAAUUGGAAAAUUGAUACAAUUAUUAUUUCAUUUGACCAUAAUAAUAAUUAUGGUAAAAUUAUUGGUAUGUAAAACGGUUUACCUUAGUUAAAGUUACAAUGCAUAAAAAAUACAUUACUGUUAUUGGGCUUAAACUUAUACAUUUAAAUAUUCAAAGAGGAAGGGUUUCGAAGAUUAUUUUAACAUUCCAAUAUAAGAUUUGGCACAUAGUAUUUUAAUUUAAUCUUAACUUUCCAUGCUACUAAAGCUUUUGACAGGCCACCCUUACAAACAGAGAUCUAAGCGUUUUAUAUUUAUUAAAAUCCUUAGUUUUAUAGUGUUUUGCAAAAGAUUAAUUAUAAUCCCAAAGAUGGCACACGCUGCUUCCUGCUUCUUCAUAUUACUUUUAGAAAUAUUUAUUUACGUACAUUUACAAAGUGUGAAACUUGCAAGUCGUAAUAACAGAAGCCUGUGCCUCCUUUUGGAUUUUAAUAUCAUUUUGCGAAAACCCUCGCACACGUUUUUACUACUAUUAAACAGUCGAUCAUUUA